Procambarus clarkii (red swamp crayfish) is the source of this 13013-nucleotide messenger RNA. RefSeq lists its product as uncharacterized. NCBI's taxonomy places the organism in Eukaryota, Metazoa, Arthropoda, Malacostraca, Decapoda, Cambaridae. Gene Ontology annotation, biological process: intracellular protein transport; protein import; protein targeting. Gene Ontology annotation, cellular component: membrane. The record is from RefSeq and is a predicted model, not a curated record. Gene Ontology annotation, molecular function: ATP binding.
GUUCCCAGUCAGCGCCUGCCUGCGAGAGGGAGAGUAGUGCGCCGCUCCCAAUCAAUCAGCGCCUCGACGAGAAAGAACCUUGUAUAAACCUUACGUUUCUCAUAUUUCUGUGAUACUGAAAAAGAAGCGAACUACACAUGUCGCCCGUUAAUCGGAUGUUGAAGUAGGAAUUCUGUCACCAAUUGUACCUGCAUUCUACAGACUACAGAACAUGUUUUCCCAAUUUCGUUUCAAAUUCUUUUGGGAAAUGGAUCGCUGUUCCAUGUGUGGAAGAAAUUUCCAAAAAUUUCCUCCUCCCGAUUUUUUUCGCAUUGAAUGUAUACCCGAUGAUCAACUUGUGAUAUGUGAACAAUGCGAAAAUUUGAAACGGAUGCAGCGAAAGGAAAAACAAGAGAAGGAAGAAGAGAGACGACGGAGGGAGGAGCAGAUGAAGAAGGAAGAAAAGAGACGACGGAGGGAGGAGAAGUUGAAGAAGGAGAAAGAAGAGAGACGGCAGCAGGUGGAACAAAUGAGGAGAGAUGCGCAGUUGUGGAGAGAAGAGGAGUUGAAGGAAGAGAGACGGCAGCAGGUGGAACAAAUGAGGAGAGAUGCGCAGUUGUGGAGAGAAGAGGAGUUGAAGGAAGAGAGACGGCAGCAGGUGGAACAAAUGAGGAGAGAUGCGCAGUUGUGGAGAGAAGAGGAGUUAAAGGAGGAGGAAGAAAAGAGACGACGGAGGGAGGAGCAGAUGAAGAAGGAGAAAGAAGAGAGACGACGGAGGGAGGAGCAGUUGAAGAAGGAGAAAGAAGAGAGACGACGGAGGGAGGAGCAGUUGAGGAAGAAGGAAGAAGAGAAACGACGGGGGGAGGAGCAGUUGAAGAAGGAAGAAGAGAGACGACGGAGGGAGGAGCAGUUGAGGAAGGAAGAAGAGAGACGACGGAGGGAGGAGCAGUUGAAGAAGGAAGAAGAGAGACGACGGAGGGAGGAGCAGUUGAAGAAGGAAGAAGAGAGACGACGGAGGGAGGAGCAGUUGAAGAAGGAGGAAGAGAGACGACGGAGGGAGGAGCAGUUGAAGAAGGAAGAAGAGAGACGACGGAGGGAGGAGCAGUUGAGGAAGGAAGAAGAGAGACGACGGAGGGAGGAGCAGUUGAAGAAGGAAGAAGAGAGACGACGGAGGGAGGAGCAGUUGAAGAAGGAAGAAGAGAGACGACGGAGGGAGGAGCAGUUGAAGAAGGAAGAAGAGAGACGACGGAGGGAGGAGCAGUUGAAAAAGGAAGAAGAGAGACGACGGAGGGAGGAGCAGUUGAAGAAGGAAGAAGAGAGACGACGGAGGGAGGAGCAGUUGAAAAAGGAAGAAGAGAGACGACGGAGGGAGGAGCAGUUGAAGAAGGAAGAAGAGAGACGACGGAGGGAGGAGCAGUUGAAAAAUGAAGAAGAGAGACGACGGAGGGAGGAGCAGUUGAAGAAGGAAGAAGAGAGACGACGGAGGGAGGAGCAGUUGAGGAAGGAAGAAGAGAGACGACGGAGGGAGGAGCAGUUGAAGAAGGAAGAAGAGAGACGACGGAGGGAGGAGCAGUUGAAGAAGGAAGAAGAGAGACGACGGAGGGAGGAGCAGUUGAAGAAGGAAGAAGAGAGACGACGGAGGGAGGAGCAGUUGAAAAAGGAAGAAGAGAGACGACGGAGGGAGGAGCAGUUGAAGAAGGAAGAAGAGAGACGACGGAGGGAGGAGCAGUUGAAAAAGGAAGAAGAGAGACGACGGAGGGAGGAGCAGUUGAAGAAGGAAGAAGAGAGACGACGGAGGGAGGAGCAGUUGAAAAAUGAAGAAGAGAGACGACGGAGGGAGGAGCAGUUGAAGAAGGAAGAAGAGAGACGACGGAGGGAGGAGCAGUUGAAAAAGGAAGAAGAGAGACGACGGAGGGAGGAGCAGUUGAAGAAGGAAGAAGAGAGACGACGGAGGGAGGAGCAGUUGAAGAAGAAGGCAGAAGAGAAACGACGAAGGGAGGAACAGUUGAAGAGGAAAGAGGAGAAAGAAAAGAGACAUGAAGGAGAAGAGCUGAGAGCAAGGCUCGUGGAGACCUUCCAGACAGCCAAGUCACUCUCUCUUGCAGGCAGAGACUCAGUCAAAGUCAGUAAUAAUAAAAUGACGGAAGGAGAGAGAACUGUCAGAUAUUUUGACAGGUGUGAAGCCUUUGACAUGCCCAGUGACCAGGAACACCUCAAUGUCACUUCUGGCAUAGCCAUUGGUGCUUUAGAUUUCAGUCAUAUAACACCAGAACAGAUUAAGAAACUCAUCUUGACCCUUGACAACCUUUUGUUUGGGGAGCAGUCAUGUAAAGUCCCGAAAGAAGAGGAUUUAAUUCAUGCUCAGGUUAUUAUUCAAGAAUUGAUUAUAGUUUCCCUGGAUGUGUCUGACAGAGCCUCGCUUGAACGUGUUGUCCAGAGCGUUAACUUUACUGUAGAGACACUCGUCAUUACAGGCAGCAACUUCAGCGAGUCUCUGGAAUUGACAAAAGCUCUUUUUGAUACUUUUCGAUAUCUCAGAGCUUCCAGCACUCCCUAUGACCUAGCAACUACAGCUAUUGUUAACAAAUGGAGAAAGAAAGAACUCUCAGUUGAAGAAAACUUUCUUCUUAAAUUCCAUGAAAUACUUUUAAACACAAUGGAAGACAAUGACGAGGUGACAAAUAUCUUGAAAGUGCAGAAAACCUGUUUUGAGUUGCUUGUCGCCACAGUUAUUCAAACUAGCUUUGAUGGUCUUCAAUCUGAGCUUUUUAAGGACCUAAUUGGACUUGUCCAGAGAAACUAUUGGACCCCAAUUGAAGCAGUAAAUCUUCUCAAAAUCCUUACAGAAAAAUUUGAAGAUAUCAUUUCUGCCGUGAAAGUUAUAAACUUGCUGUAUACUAAUAACAUUUCACCUGAGUCACAGAACAAGAACUAUUUUCUAAAACGAUUUUUAAACCUAAUUGACUCAAAAGAUGAUUAUCAGAAUAUCGAAAAUUAUUUUAGAAAAGAAUAUGUAAGAUUAGACAUCAUUCUUGCAAACAUUAAAGAAAAUAAACAACUUCAGGAAACUACUAUUGAACAAAUUCACACGAUUGUUCACACUGUGCAGACUAAACUGAAACUACAACAAAAUGAAAAACACAAAAUUUGUCAAAUACAAUUAUUUACACCGUCAGGUCAUCUAACAGACAACCUCCAGCAGGUCUUGUUGGCUCUCUGUCAGGCCGUUUUUAAGUCUCUAAAUGAGUGGCCAACAGUCGAACAGAUGAUCAGGUGGUGUAUAAAUGUUCUGUGUGAGAAUGGAAAGGUUAUCAUUUCAAAAGAUGAUUCUUGUGUGGUGGCCAUGUUUGCUGCCUUGAAGGUACUGAGAGGAGAGUGGGUGGAUAUUGUCUGGAGCUCCAGUGCCCUGUGCCACGAGGAACUUGAACAGUGGUCCAAUUUUUUUAAUAAUAUUGACAUCGCAUUUGACACAGCCUCUAACAAACCUCAACAAGAAGCUCUUCAUUCUAAUAUUAUCAAUGUGACUGAAGACUUCAUUACUUCCAUCUAUCUGCAGGCUAAGUUUGAACAAAAGAAGGAAAAUCAAGUAUGUCUGGUACAGAAUAUCAUUCUUCAAGAAGAUCCUUCGUAUUUAAAACAUUGCUCACAAGUAACAAACACAUUCGAUGACAAUGCUCUAACUACAAAAGUGUCUUCCCUUUUGCAAACAUUAAUGGCGACAACUAUAGACUCAAAAUCCUUUGUAAAUAAGGUCACAAACUUCAUCAGAACUCUGUUUUAUGCUCACAGCAGGAACAAUUUUGAGCGACAAAAAAAUCUUUUAAAAUAUUUAGAAAAGUUUAUCAAAUCCUUCAGAGAAACAACUGGGAAAAGGUUCCAUAUAAAACAUGUAAAUGAACUGGAACGAAAAUGUUUGGAGUUAGUUGUUGAGGCAGUUUCACAGGUGCUGCAUGACGACCCUCACUCAGAAACUGCAGUAAAGAUUUGUUUAAGACUUCUUCAAAGUGACUUGUGGAAGCCAGUUGAAAUGGUUGAUCUACUCACUGGAUUAACUCUAAAAUAUGAUCACAUUACAACCAUGAAAAUCCUACAUUUAGCGGAGAUUCAUCGUGUUAGUGAUGAAUGGAAAGACAAAGACGAACGUUCCUUACUACACCUCAUUGAGUCAAGUGAUGCUCAAAGUAUGUUGGAACAUUUUAAACUGUCUCUAAAUCUUGAAAAUGAGAAAAGUCUUGAAAUUGUUCGUAAUGAAAUAAUGCAAAUGAACAAUAUUAAACAGACAAUAGUUGAUAAAGUUUGUUGCAUCGUUAGAAAUGUCCAGAAGCAAAUUGAAGACUUCAAAAAAGAUGUGGUCGAUGGAAAUUUUUGUUUAAGAAAUUACUUUGAAAAGUUUAGCAAAAACCCAGAAAAUCUUCAGAAAAUCUUGUUCGUCCUGUGUAAGGUGGUUUUUGAACAAAUGAAAUGGUGGCCCAGAGUUACGCAGAUGGUCAGUUGGUGUCUGUUAGUGCUGUCAGACUCAGGACAACUUGUGGAGCUGGGGACCGGUGAGGGCAAGUCUUGUGUCAUAGCCAUGUUUGCUGCCACUCGAGUCUUGAUGGGAGAAAAAGUAGACAUAGCAACCAGCUCCCCGGUUUUGUGCGAAAGGGAUGAAACCGAAUGGCGAGAAUAUUAUCAAUAUUUUAACAUAAGUGUUGAUAUAAAUACCAACAAAAUGAAUGAUGGAGAGCGCAAGAAAUGCUACGAAUCUGGCAUUGUUUAUGGAACUGUUGAAACCUUUGCUGCUGAUCACCUUCGCCAGACCUUUGAGCUGAGAGACAUCAGACCUGACCGUCAGUUUCAGUGCAUUAUUGUGGAUGAAGUUGACAGCGUCUUGUUGGACCGUGGGGUCCAGCUGACCAACUUGUCCAGUGACGUUGUCAGUAUGCAUCACCUGAAUCCAAUCCUUGCAAUGAUCUGGAGCGUUGUCAGCCAAUAUGGUCUAGUAGGUACCGAAAACAAGGUGUUUAUCAGGGGUCCCGCUUUACCUUUCUAUUCAGCAGUAUAUAAUUCCCUUGACACAGAAGAACUUGAGAUUCAGGAGCCAAUUGAUAUACUCACGAUAGCUGAAACAAAUAAUUUUGUGCCUUCUGGUUUCACUAAAGAGAUUUAUAAGACCGAUAAAUUAUUUGAUAAACUAAAGAUAGUCAGUCAAGAUACCAUGUUGGAAUUUCUAAGUAAAGCUGAAGAAUAUUUUCCCUGUCAAUUCAUUCCCUUUAUCCAGGAUGAAAGAGGAAUGCUUCAGCCUACAGGUCGUAGUUCAGAAGAAUUAGAAGAUAUCCAAGAGAUUCCUCUUCUAGUCCUACAGGAUGGACUAUGCUGUGCCUUAUAUGAUUCCGAUGGGACUCUAUGGGGACCUAUUGGAAAUAACACAAGACAUCACCUACAGUUCACUCCUUGUGAAAAAAAUCAAGAAAAACUGGACAUUCCCGGAUUUCUCAGAGAUCUGGUGGAGACAAAGAUGGAAACAUGGGUCCAGAAAGCUUUCAUGGCCCUGAAGUUUCAAGAAGGCAGAGAGUAUAUUGUUGAAGGAGAACAAAUUCUUCCAGUAGAUUUCCUAUCAACUGGCAUUGUGGAAAUGAAUAUGAAAUGGGGGGACGGUUUGAUGCAGUUUCUGGAACUGAAACACCAGACAAAACUUAGCACCUUGUCUACUGUUACCAACUUCAUUUCCAAUGUCACUUUCUUUAAGAUGUAUAAAAAUCAAAUUUAUGGAACAACAGGCACUCUGGGGACAGAAUCUGACCUCCACUGCCUUACUAAGCUCUACCCGACGCUUUCUGCUUGCCGAGUUCCCUCAUUUAACAGAAGUAAACUUUUUGAAAUGAAAGGAGAGAUAACAGGUUCUCCAGAUGAUUGGCAAAAAGAAAUUAUCACUUGUGUACAGAAUCAGAUAAAGCCAACAGAGUACCGGAGAGGCCGCGCAGCUCUGAUCAUUUGUGAAACUAUCAACAAAGCCAAAGAAAUCCAUAGUGCUCUUAAGGACCAGGUGCUCGGUGAGCUAAAGAUGUAUAUCCACAGCAACAGCGACAAUUUAGCCAUCACACAAAGUGUGCUAAACCCGGGUGACGUAAUUGUUGCUACCAACCUGGCCGGCCGCGGUACAGACAUUAAGAUCUCUGACGAGGUCAAUGACGGUGGUGGAUUGUUUGUUGUCCUCACAUUCCUCUCUAUGAAUUCUAGAGUUGAGCUUCAAGCCUUUGGCCGCACAGCACGCAAGGGUAAGCCGGGCUCUGCCCAGCUGAUUGUCUGCUCCAGUCAUCUGCAAGUUUCCCUUAGAUCAGCAGAAACACUGCAGGCACUGAAGGUCAAGAGGGACCAGCGGGCUAGAACCAAGGUAGAGAAAAUAAUGACUGACCAUGUACCAGAAAUUUUUCUAAGAGAAGAACUUUUUGUGAAGUACUGUGAUAUUCUUAAAGACAUCUACAGUAAUACCCAAGACCUUCAUGAGCGCCAAGUUACUGUUGCAGCUAUGAACGAGUACUGGGGAAUAUGGCUUCAAAUAAAGAGUAAGGAGAUCCUGCAGCUGAAGAAAGAAGAUCUUGUACUUUGCCUUACCGAAGAUAUACGGAACGCUAAGCAUCAGUUAGAGUCAAAUGAGUCCCCUUCUUCCUGCAUUUAUCACUACAUCCAUCUUGCAAACACUUUACUGUUUGACAAUAAAAUUCAAGAAAGUGCGCGUUUGUACAAGAAAGCAAUGAUCAUUGAUCCAUCUUGGGCAGCCAUUGCUUUCUACAGCCACGCCUACUGUACCAUGAAAGCCAGACGUCGUAAUUAUAUAGACAAUGCCACAGAGGAUUUAAAAAAAGCAAGGGAUUCAGUGGGUAUCUUUCAGGAGCAAUGUAUCGUGACCUCUCAACUUGUUAAUAUGUCUAUCAGAGAUUCUGACGGAGCUAACUCCAGGUUUGAGAAGCGCAUCCAGAGCAAGCUUGAGAUGCUUCGAAUAUUCCAGAAGAAUAUUGAAGAAGCCAUCGACAAACUGAAUAAGAUGAAACAAAGUGACAAGGAUGCAAACGUGGAGGAGGCGAGUGUCUUCUCAAUGGUGCCAGAAUUCCAGACAGAAAUCAGGGAGGAACUAUACGAAUUUUACAAGCUAGGCCUUGUCAACAUUUUUUCUGUGAAGGAGGAGAAGCGCUUCUGCUGGCAGGGACUUGUAGUUACCAUACUGGGGAUUACACAAGUGGCAGUUGGAGUAUUCAUGAUUUCUAUCUCUUCGGGGUUACUCGCAAACGUUGGCAUGGAGCUAAUUUCUGAAGGGAUAUCUGACAUCAUUUAUGGAUUAGGUGCAAUGGCAAGUGGAGAGUUUAGUUGGACCUCAUGGGCCAUUGGAAAAGUAGUUUCUAUUGUCGUUUCUCUAGUUGGAUUUUGCUUUGGCAAAAUACUUUCUAAGGGUUUCAAGGGCAUCAAAUCCGCAAUGAAAGGUAGUAAGUUGACUUCCCUUCCCAAGACUCUGUCUAAACAAUUCAAAGGAGGGCUCACAGCUGUUUUGAAGAAAAAUAUGAAAACUGCAGCAACAUUUGCCGGCAAACAACUUGUGGAACAAUCAGUAAUGUAUGGGAUAAGCCAAACUGAGGAAUAUGUUGUUGAUAAAAUCCUUGAUAAAAUAAAAGAAGUGAUGAGACCCGCAGCCAUUGAUAAAGUUAAGCGUGACAUGGAAGAAACCCAAUUGCAAUCCCAAGUUAACAAUCUGAUUAUGCUAAAAGUUUCAAGUACCAAUCAAAUCAAAUACCUUCUAGAGCAUAAGGAACACAACAAAAUAAUCAAGGACAUUUUUCAAUCUCUUGCAGAUGGAGUUCUUAAAGAAAACUUUAACAAUUUUGACUCACUAAAAAAACACUCCUCUUCCAUUUUUAAUGUAAUAGAAAAAGCUAAACUGGAAGUCACAGGCAAAAAAAAAACAAUACUCACUGUCAUCCAAAUUGGUCAUAUGUCGGCCCUCUGCGUCUGUGCAGUCGAUGCAAUUCUUACAUUGUGCACUGAGUUCAACAGCAAGUACUGUAAUAACGUAAAAAUAUUUUAUGAAAAAGAAGUAAGUAAUAAUCAAACUGAGGCAACAAGCCAAGAAAACAAUGUAGUUAAUAAAGAACAAAUAAUUAUAGAAAAUAAGAUUGAAUUGUCCAGUGAAGAGAAGCAGAGUCUGAAAGUCUUGAGAGAACAACUGGCUGAUGUAAUUGGUAAGCAACUGGCAGAUGCUGCGGUUGAUAUAUUUCAUACGAUAUUCUCUUCCCAUCUGGUGAGUAUCGCUCAAACGAAUAUCAAUAAACACAUCUCACAAUUCCUAUCCAGCAAAAUGUACACAGAGAGAAACUUGGAAAAGCUGAAAGCUGGACAAUACAGUCUGGACAUUGCCAGCGCUGAGAUCAACACAAUAAAGAAGGAGAAUCUUACUAAUCAGGAGCACCAAAGUGUGCAGUCCUACUCCCAGAAAAUUGAAGAUGCUCAGAGCGCAGGUUCGCUGUUGGAUCUCAGGGUGCUCUCUGAGGAAACUGGGACCAAGAUAGUAGUUGUCGAAGACAAGCACGGCACACUCAGUAAAAUGUACGAGUUGGACCCCAGUACUACAACAGCUUCUAAGACAGUGGAGUUAAUAUAUAAGCCAAAGGAUAACAAAUAUCCGGAUGGUCACUAUGAUGUUCGUAUUAAUGGUAAAGUUGUCAAGAUAGAGAGUGAAGGCAGGAGCUGCAUGUUCCAGGCUCUGGCAAGGGGUCUCAAUCAUGGAGCAUCUGAAGAGCAGGUCAGGUCAGAGGCCAGGAGGCUGAGGCAGAUGGAGGCUCAGGCACUCCGGGAGUCCCCACAUCACUGGGCACAUCUUAUUCAGCGCAAAGAGUACAUUGAUAGAGUCAGAAACUGUGACUGGUUUAACGUCGAGGGUGGACGACGAGCAGUUAACGAAGCUUUGGAUGAUAUUGAUGCAUAUAAUGAUCAACGGAGAAAAAACAAAGGAAUAGGAGAUCAAGUAAACGCAGAUCAUCAACCACCUGUGAGCUGUGUUGUAAACGCAUAUGACAAAAACCCAGAGAGCGAGUUGAGUCAGAAAUUGAUGACGUUAGCAACAAACGGGAAACCUUUGGACUCUAACAACAUUGACAAAGUAAAACGAAAUCAUGGCUAUUAUCUCCCGGCUGUCACCGUCAAAAAGGAAGACCAUAUCAAUUUCCCCACCACCAAAUCACCUAAAUGUCGUAAUCUAAUUACAGAAAGCAUAGCAGAAAAUGAUCCCAUAUCCAUGACGAAGUACUCAUCAAUAGGAUCCAUAAACCAAGAUUACCAUAAUGGCAAAAAACAGAUGAGUAAAGAUGACAGAGCAAACCUUAAAAAGCGUCACUUGGGUUUUUUUAAUUAUUAUACAGAAAAAAAUAUAUAUACCCCAGAACAACACAAACAUCUCAAAACAUGGUUUGAAAAUGAAAGUUAUUUAGACCCAAAAGAUCAGCAUGUCAAAAAAGCACGAGAUCUGCUUAACUAAACAUUCAACAACACCUAUAAUAUCAAUUAUAUACACCUUGAAAAAGAGCAAGAAAAUAUAUAUGUCCUAUACUAAAAUAAUACAAAGUUUAAUCUAAUAUUUUGGUUAUUGGUGCUCACUGAGAAUACUUAGCAAAACCUGUGGAUUAGAUUUGUAGUCUGUGCAGUAUUAUGCAACAUUUAAGAGAUGUUGUCAUCUUGCCAAUUUUUUACAUCUCUUUCAAGAUCCAAAAACAAAAAAAAUGCACAAGCAACAAAGUUCUAUCAAACGUUACAUAAUUUCAACUCACAAUCAAGCAAUGAUUAUAAAUGUCAUGAAUAGCAGCACGAUUAAAAUCAACAGCUACAAUCACAAUAGAAACUCAAACAAGAGAAAAAAAAUACCUCUUUACAAGAGUUUGCAUUCACCUGUAAAUGUUUUUACAGGAGUAUGGUGGAGUGAGUGUAUGUUUAGCGCGUUCAGGGAUUAUAACAGGAAGAUAUAUGAAAUUGUUUGUUUGAAGCCAGAAUCUGUCUUCAAACAAACAGUUCUGACUGCUUUAACUUCAAACUUCAAACAAAUCUAUAGUUCUGACAGCUGAGUUUUGCUCCAUGUUGGUGGUUUCAGGAAGUUUGUGGCGCAGAUAUCAAAGAUUAUAUAUGGAUUUUUUUGUAGAUAAGAUAGCAAGAGAGAAGCUGAGUGUGGGACAUAGUAUAGGAAAUUUUAAAGUUUGUCCAUUAUCAUGAUUAUUAUUGGUUUUGGCUUGAUGCUGUAUGUUGGUGGUGAGGAUGUCUCUCAGUAUGCUGUAUGUAGGUGGUGAGGAUGUCUCUCAGUAUGCUGUAUGUAGGUGGUGAGGAUGUCUCUCAGUAUGCUAUAUGUAGGUGGUGAGGAUGUCUCUCAGUAUGCUGUAUGUAGGUGGUGAGGAUGUCUCUCAGUAUGCUGUAUGAAGGUGGUGAGGAUGUCUCUCAGUAUGCUAUAUGUAGGUGGUGAGGAUGUCUCUCAGAAAGCUGUAUGUAGGUGGUGAGGAUGUCUCUCAGUAUGCUGUAUGUAGGUGGUGAGGAUGUCUCUCAGUAUGCUAUAUGUAGGUGGUGAGGAUGUCUCUCAGUAUGCUUUAUGUAGGUGGUGAGGAUGUCUCUCAGUAUGCUAUAUGUAGGUGGUGAGGAUGUCUCUCAGUAUGCUGUAUGUAGGUGGUGAGGAUGUCUCUCAGUAUGCUAUAUGUGGGUGGUGAGGUUGUCUCAGUGUGUUGUAUGUAGGUGGUGAAGUUGUCUCAGUGCGCUGUAUGUAGGUGGUGAAGUUGUCUCAGUGUGCUGUAUGUAGGUGGUGAAGUUGUCUCAGUGUGCUGUAUGUAGGUGGUGAGGUUGUCUCAGUGUGCUGUAUGUAGGUGGUGAAGUUGUCUCAGUGUGCUGUAUGUAGGUGGUGAAGUUGUCUCAGUGUGCUGUAUGUAGGUGGUGAAGUUGUCUCAGUGUGCUGUAUGUAGGUGGUGAAGUUGUCUCAGUGUGCUGUAUGUAGGUGGUGAAGUUGUCUCAGUGUGCUGUAUGUAGGUGGUGAGGUUGUCUCAGUGUGCUGUAUGUAGGUGGUGAAGUUGUCUCAGUGUGCUGUAUGUAGGUGGUGAAGUUGUCUCAGUGUGCUGUAUGAAGGUGGUGAAGUUGUCUCAGUGUGCUGUAUGUAGGUGGUGAAGUUGUCUCAGUGUGCUGUAUGAAGGUGGUGAAGUUGUCUCAGUAUGCUGUAUGUAGGUGGUGAGGUUGUCUCAGUGUGCUGUAUGUAGGUGGUGAGGUUGUCUCAGUGCGCUGUAUGUAGGUGGUGAGGUUGUCUCAGUGUGCUGUAUGUAGGUGGUGAGGUUGUCUCAGUGUGCUGUAUGUAGGUGGUGAAGUUGUCUCAGUGUGCUGUAUGAAGGUGGUGAGGUUGUCUCAGCGUUCAAUCCUAGGGAUCAUUCGCCCAAUCGAUGUUUAUAUUGUUUAUAUCAAGGAAUAUCUGGCUCAGCAAUUUUUUAAGUAUGAAAUGUUGCAGAUGUUACCUUUGUUUAGUGUGUUUCUUAACAUGCAUGAUUGGCCUCGGGAACGACCUGCUCACUCGUAACAUGUAUGAUUGGCCUCAGGAACGACCUGCUCACUUUUAACAUGCCUGAUUGGCCUCAGGAACGACCUGCUCAAUUUUAACAUGCCUGAUUGGCCUCAGGAACGACCUGCUCACUUUUAACAUGCCUGAUUGGCCUCAGGAACGACCUGCUCACUCUUAACGUUCAUGAUUGGCCUCAGGAACGACCUGCUCACUUAACAUUCAUGAUUGGCCUCAGGAACGACCUGCUCACUCUUAACGUUCAUGAUUGGCCUCAGGAACGACCUGCUCACUUAACAUUCAUGAUUGGCCUCAGGAACGACCUGCUCACUCUUAACGUUCAUGAUUGGCCUCAGGAACGACCUGCUCACUUAACAUUCAUGAUUGGCCUCAGGAACGACCUGCUCACUCUUAACGUUCAUGAUUGGCCUCAGGAACGACCUGCUCACUUAACAUUCAUGAUUGGCCUCAGGAACGACCUGCUCACUUUUAACAUGCCUCAUUGGCCUCAGGAAUGACCUGCUUACUCUUAACAUUGAGGCAGGUUGGACGCCUUGACUGUACUGCAAACAUUUAACACUUGCAAAUAUUGGUAUUUACACUAAUGUUAUGUUUGGUUCAAUAUUAUUCCUACGCCGAUUCUAUAAUGUUCAUGGAAUGUUAUUAAGAUCUUUGUAUUGCAUCCCACCUAUAUGAUCGUUAGGGAAAAUAUGAUGCUUCCUAAUUACGAGAGAGGCAAUUAUCUCACAGACUCGUUCUGUUGCCUUGAUGAUAUUUAAAACCGAGAAUACUUGCAGAGCUGCAGUGUGGGACUCCCAUGUGAUUUAGAGCCUUUUAGACUCCAGGAUCCUGAUUCAUAAUGCAGCUUCGCAAGGACUUGCGAACCUGGGGCCAGAUUCACGAAGCAUUUACGAACAUGUACAUCUUUUCUCAAUCUUCGGAGGCUGUGUUUUCAAAUAUUAAACAGUAAAUGAGCUCCGAAGCACCAGGAGAAACUGUUUAACUGUUUAUAACUGUUUAUAACAAUAUCAACUUAUCAACUUAUAACAAUAACAACUUAUAACAAUAUCAGCUGUUUAUAACUAUGUAAACUGUUUAUAACAAUAUCAAAAGUUGAUUGGGAAGUUUUCAUGCUUGUAAACUGUUUAAUAAAUGUAACCAAAGCCGUCAAAGAUUGAGGAAAGAUGUACACGUUCGUAAGUGCUUGCUUAACUGCUUCGUGAAUCUGGCACCAAGAAGUCAGAAUGCUCCUUAAUUCUGGAGGUGAAGGGGAUUUAUAUUAUUUUUCAACCUUGGCUGUUAAAACUAUGACAUUUUAACAGUCUAAACUAAUUUAGUAGUGAACCUUUGAUAUGUAUUCAUUAUCUUCAUAAGUGUUUGACAUUUAUUGUAUUGAUUUUAAAAGUUGCUUUUAUGAUCAGUAAUGAUCUGGAUCACAGUUUUAUACUAACUAAUGUAUAAUAUCUUAGUCACUGGAAAUAUAUUGAUUUUUAUGUUU